Xenia sp. Carnegie-2017 is the source of this 747-nucleotide messenger RNA. RefSeq lists its product as uncharacterized. The transcript has 2 exons. NCBI's taxonomy places the organism in Eukaryota, Metazoa, Cnidaria, Anthozoa, Malacalcyonacea, Xeniidae. The record is from RefSeq and is a predicted model, not a curated record. Bases 1 to 522 code for a protein of 173 amino acids.
AUGGUGCUUCCUAUUUUCAACGGUGUCCUUCCUACUCCAACUACGCCUAAGAAAAUUUCAUCAAAUCCAAACGAUUUCAUUGGUAAAUCAUACUAUCCCUUACCUUUUCAAGCUUCCUCAUUAAUUGGAAAUCUUGGUAUUGGUUCUUCUCCAUCCUGGGACAUCAAUAUAAACAAUAAAUCGAUCAAACUUAAAAUAGAAUGGUAUGUUGAAAAGAACAAUAACAGUUCUCAUGAAUUCCCAAAAUCUCUACUUAACAUACUGUCAGCCUACAACCUUGUACAACCUACCUGGUCCUCCUCCUUUGCUGAAGAGAAACUGUCUUUCAAGUUUGAAUGGAAACUACUCUCUGAUGCUACUAACCAACCUGAACAAGUUAAAACUCCAUCUACUAACUUACCUUUCCAUACUCCUGACUCUGGCUAUACAUCAACAUCUAAAUCGAUGGAGAAGAACCAAUACCAAGAUUUCCAAUUAAUGAGGAAGCUUGAAAAGGUAAGGGAUAGUAUGAUUUACCAAUGAAAUCGUUUGGAUUUGAUGAAAUUUUCUUAGGCGUAGUUGGAGUAGGAAGGACACCGUUGAAAAUAGGAAGCACCAUCGCUAUAAUUAUGGGUUUGAAGAUCUUCGUAAAUAAAAGAAAAUAUGUAUACAAUUCGACUCCAAAAAUCUUGUAGAAAUGUAGAGGAGAGUACCAGGAACACGUAGAUACCAAAUAUAGAUAAUCCACGAUAGAUUUAAGAGCUAAAA